AUGGCCUUUCCUGUUGCGGAAACCGGCCGUCUCCUUUUGCGCUUGCGGUCCGCGGCGCCGACCGCAGCUAAACCGCACCGUCUGUAUAAACCCGCACCUCUUCAUCCUCCUCGCCCUCAUUCAACCACGCUCACCCACGCUCACCCACCUGGGUCGUCAACAAUUUCCCACCCUUCCUCUCCAGGUCCUAUGCUACGCUCUUUACAUUCCUUUGUCUUUGGCUCUCUUUACGAUCCCUCUGUCAUCGGCCAUUCAAUCUCAAUAUCUGACCACGCACUAGUGCAGGGCGCGUUUGUCACUUCCGCCGUGGAGGUCCUGUUGUGCUCUCUCUCUGUUGCCUUGACAUGCAUUCUCUGA
This is a messenger RNA of Paracoccidioides lutzii Pb01, 357 nucleotides long. RefSeq lists its product as hypothetical. Bases 1 to 357 code for a protein of 118 amino acids. The transcript is spliced from 2 exons. The record is from RefSeq and is a predicted model, not a curated record.